AUGGCUUCUCUCUCGUCGACCAUCAAGGCCGUCCGCCAGCCGGACCCCCGGUAUCAAACCCUGGUCCUCUCGGACAUCCCCACCCCCACCCUCUCCGGACCCGACGAGCGCCUCAUCCGGGUCCGCGCCGCUGCGCCCUGCCGCCACGAGCUCACCUGGGAGCUCAGCACCGCCGAUGCCUACACCGACGCUCCGGAUGACCGCCUCCGUGUUCCGUGCACCGAGUGCGCCGGCGUCGUGGUGGCCUCCGGCGCUACGGAUCCGGACAGUGCCCCGUUCAAGCCUGGCGACGAGGUCUUCUUCCGCAUCGAGGUUGGCAACGUCGGGUGCCUGCGGGAGCUGACCGUCGCACGCGUCGCCGAGAUGGCCCUCAAGCCGAAGCAGCUCAGUUGGGAGGAGGCGGCGGCGACGCCCUUGAGCGCACUGACGGCGUGGCAGGGCCUGUUCACUCACAGCGAAGGCGUGCUGGACGGGAAGGCGACCCGGGGAGACGAGGAGGCGCGCAAGAAGAACGGCAAGGCCCGGGUGCUCAUCACGGGGGCCGGCGGGAGCGUCGGCGGGUGGGCGGUCCAGCUCGCCGCGGCGGCCGGCGUGGGCGGCAUCGUCGCGCUGUGCGGGCCGUCCAAGGAGGGCUUCGUGCGCGAGCUGGGCGCGACGGAGACGAUCGACUACACGAAGCAGAGCAUCGCUGACUGGGCAGCCGCGGACCCGGCCGCGCGGGAGUGCGACCUCGUGCUCGACUGCGUCGGCGGCUCGACGCUGGCCGGGUGCUGGGCGGCCGUCAAGGCGGGCGGCGUCCUGCUCACGGUGUCGCCCAAGGCGGGCGACGCCCUGAACCCGCCGCCGGGCGCCCGGCCCGUGGCCAAGAGCGCGUGGUUCCUCGUCAAGGCGCUGGGCGGCGACCUGACCGAAGUGGCCGCGCUGAUGGAGGAGGGCCGGUGCGUGCCGCUCCUGGACAGCGUGUUCGCUUUCGAGGACUACCAGGCAGCGUUUGACAAGCUGGAGGCGGGGACGACCAAGGGGAAGUGCGUGAUUCGGAUGCCGGAGUGA
Molecule: messenger RNA, 1050 nt
Organism: Acanthamoeba castellanii str. Neff
Lineage: Eukaryota; Discosea; Longamoebia; Acanthamoebidae
Product: oxidoreductase, zincbinding dehydrogenase superfamily protein
Exons: 1
Coding region: 1-1050 (349 amino acids)
Cellular component (GO): mitochondrion
Molecular function (GO): oxidoreductase activity
Source: RefSeq, a predicted model, not a curated record